Messenger RNA from Caenorhabditis elegans, 537 nucleotides. The record is from the annotation of a RefSeq genome assembly. Lineage: Eukaryota; Metazoa; Nematoda; Chromadorea; Rhabditida; Rhabditidae.
AUGUUUAUUAUAUUGUUAUUAUUGGCACGAUCAACAGUCGGAGAAAAUGAGAAGACAUGUGUGCAGUUUGAAGGGCCAACGUUGUUUCAGUGCCGUCAGACACUUCGUGAUAUAAAAAUAAACGCUAAUUCCAUCGGUUUUACAAGAAAAAUGCUGAAAAAUUGAACACGCUUUGUGAAGGUUUUCCAGUGUGUGCAGAGUCGUUCAAAUGCCAGGCUGAUGUUGAAGUAAUCAAUUACAUACAUCGACAAAGUUAGCUCACUUUGUACUGGUGUUAGAUUCCUCUCAUUUGAUUUCAAAGAGUGUUAUCAAAAAUUAUACGUGCAAAACUCCACAUGUUUUCAAGGAUGGAAACCAUUUCCAGACGACCCAGUUGUAAUGGCUAAAAUUAAGAGAGAAGGGUGUAAGACAGUAUUGGGGAGAGAUCGCUGUGUGGAGAAGGAAAUAACUGAAAGUUGCAAUUCUGAAUUGGCCGUGAAUUUUGGCAAGCACCUCCUUGCACUGCACAAAAUAAUCGGAGCAUGCGAAAACUUCUGA